UUCAGAAUGAAGCCGAGCGGAGGGAAACCCGUUAGUUAGUUCUGUCGCGGAGGAACAGGGAGCGUCCAUGUCUUCUACUCAAAGACCAGCUCGCUGACAAAAGUUGCUGGCAGCAAUGUCGAGAGAAAACACCACUCGAAGUUUGGACAGCAUAGACCUCGCAGCUUUAAGGGAUCCUGCAGGCAUCUUUGAGUUGGUGGAGGUGGUUGGAAAUGGAACCUACGGCCAGGUGUACAAGGGUCGCCAUGUCAAGACGGGCCAACUGGCAGCUAUCAAAGUCAUGGAAGUCACUGAGGAGGAAGAAGAGGAGAUCAAACUGGAGAUCAACAUGUUGAAGAGUUAUUCCCACCAUAGGAACAUUGCCACUUAUUAUGGAGCUUUUAUUAAGAAAGGUCCUGCUGGACAGGACCACCAACUCUGGUUGGUGAUGGAGUAUUGUGGAGCUGGCUCCGUCACAGACUUGGUGAAGAAGACCAAGGGGAACUGUCUGAAGGAGGACUGGAUUGCGUACAUCUGCCGAGAGGUGCUCAGGGGUCUUUCCCAUCUUCACGCCCAUCAUGUGAUCCACAGAGACAUUAAGGGACAAAAUGUUUUGCUCACGGAGAAUGCCGAAGUCAAACUGGUGGAUUUUGGCGUGUCGGCCCAGCUUGACAAGACGAUCGGUCGAAGGAACACCUUCAUCGGUACGCCCUAUUGGAUGGCUCCGGAGGUCAUCGCCUGUGACGAGAACCCCGAGGCCACAUAUGACUACAGGAGUGACCUCUGGUCUCUAGGCAUCACGGCCCUGGAGAUGGCUGAAGGAGCCCCUCCUCUGUGCGACAUGCAUCCAAUGAGAGCGCUGUUUUUGAUUCCACGAAACCCGCCACCCAAACUCAAAUCAAAGAAAUGGACGAAGCGCUUCUUGUCCUUUGCAGAAGGCUGUCUGGUCAAGAACCAUCUGCAUCGACCCACCACGGAUGCCCUGCUGCGACACGCCUUCAUCCGAGAUCUGGCCAAUGAGAGACAAGUCCGCAUCAUGCUCAAAGACCACCUGGAUAGAACCAGGAAGAAACGUGAGAAAGAAGGUCCAGAGUACGACUACAGAAGCAGUGAUGAAGACGGUGACGAGGUGACGGAGGAGGAAGGGGAGCCCAGCUCCAUAGUGAACGUUCCCGGCGAGUGGACAUUAAGGCGCGAGUUUCUUCGUCUACAGACGGAGGACAGCCACGGGGGGGGGAAGGGAGGCCACGGGGGAAGUGGGGGUCAACAAAGACAGCAGGCACUGCAGCAGCACAGGCAGCAGCUGGCUGAGCAGGAGCGAUACAAGCAGCAGCUACAGGCCGACAGGCAGAAGAGGAUCCAGCAGCAGCACGAGCAGCGGCAGAAGUUAGAGGACCAGCAGAGGCGGCAGCGGGCAGAUUGCGCCUUUCAGUGGGCGGAGCUUCAAGAGAUCUUGUUCGGGGAGGAGUCCGAUCUCCACGACAACCGGAUCUCAUUGGAUGACAGAAACGGGAAGAGCAACAGGAGACGGCAGGACCAGGCAGACAGACAGCGGUAUGCCGAUGUGUCAGUAAGGCCUCUGGACUCCACCACAGAGCAGAGGGCCGCCGCGCCGAACCAGCCGCUUCAGCGCAAAGCCCCGCCCUCCCCGCCGCAAGCCACGCCCCGGCCUCUGGCUCAGCACCAGCAGCCCUCGGCGGGCAGGAGAUCCCACCGCACGCUGCCCAAGGACCAAACCCAGCUGCUGUCGCUGCAGCACGACCACAGGCACCGGGAGAGAGAGAGGCAGAGGCAGAGCGAGACGCCUGUAGCAGCUGUCCAGCAGCUAACGGCUAUCGGCGGGAGCGCCGCCGCCGCUGCCUCUCCCUCGCCCCGCCGCGCCGCAUACAGCCAGCGCUCAGCGAUGGACCUCCAAGAUUCAAACCUAGCCAGGCUGCUUUUGGCUGCCGGUCUGCCCAACCAGGUGCACUCCAGGCUGGGCUCUGGGAGCAGCUCGAGUCCCUGUACUCCCGCCAUGCAGAGAGCUCACCUCAACCAGAAUGCCAAUCUUCGCUCAAGCCGGGACGCCCCUCACAGCAGCUCCAUGUCAGACGUGGCCAUCUCCCCGUUGUCCCCAAUUUGCCCCCAGUCCUCGACUGAUGACGUCUUCUGGGACUCCAGGACGCCCCCCAAGGUCCCAGAGCGCACCACCUCCAAGUUCUACUGCCGAGAGCUGGUGAUGGGACGCAACAAGGCGGACUCGAGUGGCAGUCCAGCGUCUGUAGCCGAUACGAGCGGGCGUUCUGCGUCUCACGGCGUGACCUCCAGCAGCAGCAGUUACCAAGGCUACUUCAAUCUGGAGAGUCCUCUUUUACAGCACCGUCUGCAGCAGCAGAGGAGGACGCAAGAGAGCAUCACCAGUGGGCACAGACACGGCGUGCGGUCGGCUGUGGGUCGGCUGAACAAGGCCACAGAGUACUCGUCAUCCAGCGACGAGCUCGGCAGCAGUGACGAUGAAGAGAGGAACAGGUCCGGGCUGUCCAACGGGAAGGGGAGAUACUUCAGAGGAAUACACGAUGGGAUCGUACUGCAACCACACCACAAUCUCAACCAGAUCUCUCUGAUAGGUUCGGAUGACACGCACCUGCUACCGGACCUCCUGCAGAAGGCGUCCUCCUCCAGCAGUCCUACCCACAAUGCACCAAGCCAACAGCAGCUCAACUACUCCCACUUACCCACAGCCCCUCACUCCCCCACACACCAGGAGGUGCAUGCCGUCAGCAGUCCUACUGGUGGAAACACCUCUUCUUCUUCCUCCUUCUUGUCAUUCAUCGAUCCAAGAUUGAUCCCCAUGUCAUCCCCCCCUGAGAGCCCUGUGGGCAGCAAAGGUGAGCAAAUCAAGAGGGAAAACCACAGGAAAGGCUCUGUGGUCAACGUGAACCCGACCAACAUUCGACCGCAGAGCGACUCUCCGGAGAUCCGAAAGUACAAGAAGAAGUUCAACACGGAGGUUCUCUGUGCGGGACUGUGGGGCGUCAAUCUGCUGGUGGGGACGGAGAACGGCCUGUGGCUGCUGGACCGCAGCGGUCAGGGGAAAGUCUACUCACUCAUCAGCAGACGGAGGUUCCAGCAGAUGGACGUGCUGGAAGGACUCAACGUACUCAUCACUAUAUCAGGUAAAAAGAACAAGCUCCGUCUGUACUACCUGUCCUGGUUAAGGAACAAAAUCCUCCACAACGACCCAGAGGUGGAGAAGAGACAGAGUUGGACCUCGGUAGGCGACCUAGAGGGCUGUGUACACUACAAAGUGGUGCGUUACGAGAAGAUAAAGUUCCUCGUGAUUGCCUUGAAGAAUGCAGUGGAGGUGUACGCCUGGGCCCCCAAACCCUACCACAAGUUCAUGGCUUUCAAGUCAUUUAGGUCCCUGCCUCAAAAGCCACUGUCUGUUGACCUGACAGUGGAGGAAGGUCAGAGGUUAAAGGUCAUCUACGGCUCCUUGUCCGGCUUCCACGCCAUCGAUGUGGACUCUGGGACGCCAUACGACCUCUACCUGCCCACACAUAUCCAGGGUUCCAUUCACCCCCAUGCCAUCAUCAUUUUGCCAAACAGCGCUGGAACAGAGGUGCUGGUUUGCUACGAGGAUGAGGGCGUCUACAUUGACACCUAUGGCCGCAUCACCAAGGAUACGGUGCUGCAGUGGGGGGAAAUGCCUGCGUCCGUCGCCUACCUUCAGUCUAAUCAGGUGAUGGGUUGGGGAGAAAAGGCCAUAGAGCUGAGAUCGGCCAACACAGGGAACCUUGAGGGAGUUUUCAUGCACAAAAAGGCCCAGAAGCUCAAGUUCCUGUGUGAACGGAAUGACAAGGUCUUCUUUGCCUCUGUGCAGUCAGGAGGCAGCAGUCAGAUCUACUUCAUGACUCUCGGACAGAACUCACUGUUCAACUGGUAACGACUGGACCAGUUACUUUGGUAUCAGCUGGUGGUGUGUGGCUUCAUUUUUCUGGGUUAAACUGCUGGUGAUUUUUUGCAUUUGUGCCGACCGCUGUGUGCCACCGUGGAUUCUGGAUCCCGUGCAAAGAUCAACACGUUUUAUUUGUGAUGCACAGCUGAGUUGAUCUGCAGCUUGUAUCCAUCACUUAAUCCUUGAAUACUGAAGUUGAUCUCACCGCCUCGCCAUUCCACGCAAGCCCCAAUAGGUACAGCGGGCAGCGACAGCGUCCUGGGAAAGGACACAGAGGAAUGUUUCAUCCAAAUCUACACAGAAAUAAACAACAGUUCAGGUACUCUCCUCUAUGAGCACAGUUCAACAUUUGGCUCACAUCGCUCUCGGAUCAGUUAAAAGUCUUUAUUUUUUCUUCUGAUGAAAAUCCGUUGCUCUGCUAUUGACUCUUAUUUGCUUUGACACGGCUUGACUGGGAUGUAUUACUGGAUCAAGUGAAUCAUCUGAGGGUCUUGGAUGAUUGUUCUCCCAGUAGACUAGCAGCGUAAUGUGUCCAGCUGUACGGUUGGUCUUCACGUAAGAAGCCAGACGAACACAAGUCCUUAAUUCCCUCCAUAGACAUCACCUGGCCAUUUCAAGAACCGUGUCAGAACGAAAUGUGGACCAAGUGGGACCACAACUCCUGCGUCAUUCCACAUCUCGUUUUAACUGCUUGCUACUUCGUCCCUAAAUCAAUGUCCAAAUUGAUGAACAACCCAUGUCUGUGAUACUUCAGCAGUGUUAUUCAUGAAGACAUUUAGUGGUGUUUUCUUCUUCACUGCUACAAGCCGACUUCAAGGACCCAAACAGAUAAAUCAGUUAAUGUACUGAAUGCUCAUUCUGUUGAUUUCCAUAUUCCAUUGUUACACAAUCUGCAUUGCACACUUUGCAUUAACAUGAUUUGAGUAGGUGUUUUGUAGCAUAAUCUUAAUAUUCUACCUUACUACUCAAAGUUGGAGCAUUCUCUCCAUACUCUUUUAUUAUUCCAUUUUUCCAGGGACAGAAGUAGAGCCACAAAACAGCUCAGCUUCUAUUUUGAACAGCUUACAAUGUCUAUAUUCUUGUAUGAUGCACUAUUGUAUAAUUUUUUUAUGAUUGAAAAGCCAUCUUUACGUAUGUGUACAGGAUUAUGAAUGCGAACCUCCAUCCCACAACAGAGCUCCCUAACAUGUUAUGUCCAUCUAUGGAAGGUUAUGAACAUGAGCUACUGGCGGUGAACUUGAAGAUCAGAAUUUCUGUCAGGCUCUUUGCACACCUUGUACAUGCUUUCUGUAACAUCCUUUGGAAAUUGCUUUUUUUUUGUUUCAAAGUGGAGAACGUUCAAGCCAUUCAGCAGUCAGUAUUGAAGACGUAACUGAACUGAACUCUGGAUCAGUAUUUCUGACACUAGCCAACACUAGACUCCCACGCGCUUAUUAGCCUUGAUGAGUUGAUCUGGGCUUGUUCUUUGGUCUGUUUCUGUUCCGGAAAGAGCGCCACACCACGAGAAGACAAGAAGUCUUUGAUACAUCUGCUCCAUGAAUCCAUUAUGUAACAAACUGAAUUGAAACAUUUAAAAAGUUCAAUGUUUUUAGUGUUAUACACUGUGGAGGCCUGAAAUAUCUCCAGGGACAUUCGAGACGGCUGCAGUGAAGAAAUAAUGGGUUUUACCCUUCAAAUGUGAAUUUGCAGCUUGUCCAUUUCCUAUCCAUUUUCAUUAUACUCAGUGGGUUCAGCUUCGUUAUGUUUUUCGUCAAAUUAUCCUCAUAUGUUAUAUUUACUAUUGAAUGUUUGGCGCCAAAUAUUUUAUAUGCAGUGAUACCAUAUUUUUUUUCUACAGACUUAGAUAGAAAUAUUACAGCUGGUUCUGUGAGAAUAUUUUAAACUGGAAAAUGGACUUUCUGACAAUGGCUGUCUCAUUGCUAUAUCCUCACGAAAUUUCACACAGGGUUUGUUUCUGUGUGAAAGUGAGACACCAGAGUGGCAGCUAGCUAGCUAGCAUGGCUACAGCGCAUAUACAGGAGGGCGAGCUAGUGUCAACAGGCUAACAGUCCUGCAACUGCUAACCGGCGCUAAACGCCUCAGAACCCAGAGAGCUAGCUUACAAUAGCUAGCUCUCUACAGCUAACAUGCUAACAUGGCGAGAAUAGCAAGAAAAAACAUUCCCCCUUUGAACCCUGUUGCUUAUUUGUAUAUAAAAUUGGACUCAACUGAUUCCUGUGUAUUCCUGUAGCUACUGUAAUUAGAUGAUACAAACAAAUUAUUUUGAUUGAACAUCACUUGAGGCUUUUGCUUUGAAAUGUUUAUCUAGAAAUUCUUACAAACUUUAUCUAAAGUUAUGCUCUGAGUGACAGGAUGUUUGGCAAUAAACAUGUUGAGGGAUGUUACCUUGUGGUCAGACAGGACUGGACUUAACCAGCACAUUUCAGUAACCAUUUACAGUAGGUACCUGGUAACUAUUUAACACGCUUUCUCACAUGUUCGCACAGAGAAGUCCUCUCGGCAGUCAGCCUUUGUAUUCUCAAUACAAAGUCAGAAUUGGUGCGAAUGUCGUCCCAGUUUGAUUCCAUAACCCCACUAAAAACAAUGGCUAUUCAGUUAUAUUGCCACGAUCAAAUGGGUUAUAAUUUUGCAAGUUUAUGAAUUCAGUCUUGUAAUAAGUGAUACAUGGAAGUAUAUGUAUUUUUAAAAUGGUUGCUGUCCUUAUGGCUAAGAACAAAGGUCACAUCGUUGGUCACAUUUAAUACCUUUAUAUUCUCCACAUCGUUCUGCUUACUCUAAAUGUGCUGUCUUUCCGUUCAGCGUUGUGCUCCAUCUGCUUCGUUCCUCAUCCCGCUUCAAGGAAACAACAGUGAAAUCGGUUCCUUCCCGCGCCAUGCAGAUCCGUGUCUGUGGGCUAAUUCAUGUGGCCUCUGAAGCUACAGCUUGGAGACACAAUGACCACAUGUAUUUUUGUGGGUUCCUGGAAACGUGUUCCUUCACCUUAUCUCCCUGUGCUGAACAUUUGGGCGUUGCUGCGUUAAUGAGAUGAAGAGAUCAGCGCUCUUCCAACUACAUCUUCCUCCAGACAAUGUCGCUCUCAUUGCCUCAGCGUCCUGUACUCUCCUGUCUCUGCUUGAUCUCCAUCGUCUCUUCCUCUACAUUUCCCUGUCCUCAUGUCUCACAGACUCCAUAGCUGCAAUUGUCUCUUUGUCUUGGCUAAAGUUGUUGGCUAAUGUUGAAGGACCACUCCUGUACGAACAUUCAUUUCAAUUCUUUCAUGUGAAACAUUCCAGUACUCCGCUAAAGUCCAUCGAUGAUCAACCGAAAAGUAUGAAGAGUGUUAAAAACGGCAGAGAGCCGGCCCUGAUAGAGGUGAUGUAGGAAUUGGUUUUCAGUCUGUAUGGAAGGGAAGGUCAGAGUUGGAGGACGUAGUCGCUGGCUUGGGUCAAGUGCCGGUUCACAGAAGGAACAUGGAGGUCACUUUGAGCUUCUAGACCUUUAAACAUUCAAACGAUGCUCAUCAGAAACUCAAUUUAAGAAAAACAGUGGGAGGAAAUUCCUUUUAACAUGAAAAUAGGUGCCAGACUGCAAUGUGCAAUAACUAUAUGUCCUUGAUGGUUAUGACGAGGAGGCAGGGGAGGAGGAGGAGGAGUAUACUCCUGAGUAAGUGAUGAUGACAAGAAAUGUUGAGUAACAUUUGGAAAAAUGCAAUGUGUAAAGUCCAAAAACACGACAUUUUAUAUAGGUAAAUAUUUGAGAGUGUAUAUUGCCAUUGACCAUUUCAUUUCUUUCCCAUACUGAGUUUUAUUCUAUGCACUGGGCCGAUGUAUAUCUUUGAGAUGAGAGAUGGUGAGACAAUAAUAAAUAUGAUGAGCGGUG
Gasterosteus aculeatus aculeatus (three-spined stickleback) is the source of this 7774-nucleotide messenger RNA. RefSeq names its product mitogen-activated protein kinase kinase kinase kinase 4. Lineage: Eukaryota; Metazoa; Chordata; Actinopteri; Perciformes; Gasterosteidae. Gene Ontology annotation, molecular function: protein kinase activity; ATP binding. Gene Ontology annotation, biological process: protein phosphorylation. Gene Ontology annotation, cellular component: cytosol. The record is from RefSeq and is a predicted model, not a curated record.